AACUAUAGAUGGUCUGAGUCCCGCAGCGAAGUGUGCCAGAUGUGUGACAGGGGUGUGGACGAGACUGUGCAGCAUGUAGUUUUGGAAUGCAAGAAGUAUGACAGGGAGAGAACGAAGAUGCAUGUGUUUCUGAGUGAGCUGGGACGUGGAGUGAACGGGAGGACGGCAAGGGAGUGGAUGGUGCUGGGGCUCAGUGGAGAGACGAUUGGACGAGUGACUGAGGCGGUAAGAGUUUUUGGAGGGCAUGUGGCGUGCAAAGUGUAGGGAAUGAAAUCUUGCCCCGAGAAUAUUGACUUCCCGCAUGUUUUCUUUUCACAGGAGCUGCCGAUACAAAGGCCUGGCUGGGGAGAAAUCCCGAGCCACCUGUGACAAGAUAAAGAUCGGUGGUGAGGUGCCUUCCAGCCCCUUUUUACAGCCCUUCAGCACCCUCACCCUCGUCUGGCAGGCCUUCCAAUACCUUCAUCUGCAGGACGACACUCCGGCCUCGUUAGGAUGAAGUUCUCGGAUAGGCUGAUUCGUGAGUUUUUCAAUACCCACUUUGAAAACAGCAAGACUAAGAUAAACUCUGAUGCCAUGGUCCUGAUCGCUGAGGUGUUGAAGCUGCUGGUCAUGGAGGGAGCUAUGCGAACUGCCCACCAGGCCAAGCAAGAAGGAUCUGACACAGUCACUUUAGAACACCUGGAAAAAAUUCUUUCACAACUGAUCUUGGACUUUUCCUGAGUGUCAAGCUGCUGGAUACUGAAGACUACCACUUUGAAACCAAAGAUGAAAACCAUUUGCUAGAACAGGUAUUUUUUAAGCUGAUUAAGAUUGUUGAAUAAAUACAUGUAGCAAGCAUAGUCAUA
Molecule: messenger RNA, 845 nt
Organism: Eriocheir sinensis (Chinese mitten crab)
Lineage: Eukaryota; Metazoa; Arthropoda; Malacostraca; Decapoda; Varunidae
Product: centromere protein X-like
Exons: 4
Coding region: 493-720 (75 amino acids)
Biological process (GO): DNA repair; replication fork processing; resolution of meiotic recombination intermediates
Cellular component (GO): FANCM-MHF complex; Fanconi anaemia nuclear complex
Molecular function (GO): protein heterodimerization activity
Source: RefSeq, a predicted model, not a curated record